UUUAACUACAGCAAAGGAACUGCUUGGAUAAUUUGAGGGAAAACAUUCAAGAUCUUACGACGAAUAUUUGGAUCACGGACAGUCAAAAUUGCGCCUCAACGAGGCUUGGUUUCAAUGGACAGUACGUCCAUUAUAACACAAGUCAAUAAAGAAGAUGAAGCUCUUGAAGUGAGCAAUUCCUACACUCAUGAAAAACUUCCCUCGACGGUAACUAAAAAGCCAAGGAAUCGCAAUAUAUUUUCGUCGUUCUUUUGCUGUUUUGGAGCUCAAUCGACUGCUGGAACUCCAUGUAUUGCAGUUACACAUACGAACCAUAAUCACAAUGCCAACACCAUAAGCGACGAAAAUGAUGCUAAGUUAUGCAAAUAUCUACUGCCUCCAAUUAGGCAUCAGGACAUGGGAAAGAAGUGCGUAGUCAUUGAUCUUGAUGAAACACUUGUUCACAGCUCAUUUAAGCCUGUAAGUGGUGCAGAUUUUAUAGUUCCUGUUGAAAUUGAUGGCACAGUUCAUCAGGUAUAUGUUCUUAAAAGACCUCAUGUAGAUGAGUUUUUAAAGAAGAUGGGAGAACUAUUUGAAUGUGUACUUUUUACUGCUAGCUUAGCAAAGUAUGCUGAUCCAGUGGCUGACUUGUUAGAUAAGUAUGGGACCUUCAAGGCUCGUCUUUUUAGAGAAUCUUGUGUAUUUCACAGAGGAAACUAUGUCAAGGAUUUAAGCAAAUUGGGGAGAGAUUUAAAGCAUUGUCUUAUAAUUGAUAAUUCACCAGCAUCAUACAGUUUUCAUCCAGAAAAUGCUGUCCCUGUUGUAUCAUGGUUUGAUGAUCCAAAGGAUAUCGAACUUCUUAACCUUAUUCCUUUCUUCGAAGCAUUGCGUGAUACGGAUGACGUYUGUGCAUACUUACGGACAGUACACCACACAAACAACUAUAGGCAUCCAAGUAUUGACCAAAGCUAGUAUGUUGAAGAAGCUCCCAAGUUAGUAGGCAAGUUUUUGUCACUAUGCAAAUAAUCCAUAGAUUGGAUUACUGUCUAUUUUUAUACAUAGAAUUGAUCUAUUUUUAUUACCAAAGUCAAAGAGUAAUUUAAAUAUUAUACAUUUUGUAUUGAAUUGAAUGUUGCCCACUACAUUGAAUAUAAUCUGAUUCAAUGGCUCUUUUAUAUCAACUCUAUCAUAUGUUUUAUAAAACUUUUUAUGUAAUCUGCAAAUUUUUAUCACUUCACCCGAGCAAGUAAUUCAUAAUCUUUUAUAAAAUGUCACAUUGUCUGGGGAAUCCACUUCCAACCCAGUAGAAUAAAUCUUAUAUAAUUGAGUAAAGUAAUAAAAAAUGUUGAAGCAAAGCCUUAAUAGCGCAAGGAACAAUGACAUAUGAAGCAAUACACACUGUCAUUUUAAUAACGUUUUAUGGCCGGAACCUUAGAGGGGGGGGGGUUCGUAUUUGACAUUUUUUAUAGUUCAAAUAAUGUUGAAAAAAUUAAGAGAGUCAGGGAAGGUUUGUUCACUCCUUCGAACUCCCCCCUGCUUGCAAUACACAUUGUUAUUUUAUCCAUUCAUGAGCUUUGUUCUACCAGUAGUUGGCAACUCCAUCAUUUUUUUGUUAUGCUUAACCAUUGAUGCUGCCACAGAACCUUAUUUCAGUCUGUGUUUGGCUGGCCAUGCACUCUAAUAAUGUAAUAGCAAAGACUAAAUUGGGCUGUUCUUAGUUUACUAUAAUUCCAAUACCAGGUAUUAAGUAAGAUGUGUUAUUAAGGUGUGUUGUUGGUGACRGUCACUGUCAGUAGGAUGUAGAUAGGCAGGGUAAUUGUAACAGCAUUAACAAUUACUGCUGCACAACUUUGUUGAUACUUCUCUUUGUGCUUCUUGCUUUUGAUACUAUACUUGUUAUUGAAUGAAUGAAACAAAAUGAAAAUUGCUCUACAUUUCUUAAGCAGAAUAUCAAUAAAUAUGAUGAAAUUAAGAACAUGAAAUUUUUAAUUCUAUAGAGAGUUUGCAUCAUAGUUGGCAGCCAUGACAGGAUCGAGGCACAAAAAUAGAGCAUUUCCUCCCUGGGAAAGUGAAUCCUUUCUCAUGUGAAACAGACUAGACCUGCCUUCUAUCAUGGCUGCCAUCAUGUGAUGGUGCAAAGACUCUAUUUCUUUUUAUAUAACCACUAUUAUUGUUAAAUGAAUUUUCACUUUUYACACCAGAUAAAUUUUAAUAAUAAUAAUAAUAAUCAUAUUUUUACUCCCCAAAAAUCUAUACUUUUAUUUUAUAUGCAAUGCAGAUUAGACUGAAGAAAGAGAAUAUAGAAUACAACAAUUGAUAUUCCUGAUAUCAAUUUAUGAUGCUCUAGAGUUACAGUGCUAAUAAGUUUACCAAGGCCACCCAAACAAAUUUGAAAUCAAAUUCACAAAUCACAUUUUUAAUGCUGAUUAAUAACAGGUUCAUGACAAAUUCUGGAGUUUAAAAAGUUUCUAGUUCACUCCUGAUCAUACACACGCAUAUUAUGAAGCAAAAUAUAUGCUUUUGAACAUAUCAAUUGUGAUUGGCUAAUUUGGGUGGCCUUGAAGGUGUCUACUUCACCCAUGAAACAGUAAUUAUUAAAAGUAGCAUAAACAAAUGUGUUACAUACUAAGCCAUUGUUUUCUUUAAACUGUAAUUUCUGUUUCAUAGGAUUACAUUAAUGUAAGUAAAAUUAAUCUAUAAAUUUACAAUGAACUAAAAUAAAUGGUAAUCAGAGUGACUAGAAGACUGUUUUUAUCUAACCUGUAAACAUUAUACAUUAGGCUAAUUGACAAUAGAAGAGACUGUUAAAGUUACCAAUAAGAUUUUUUCUUUUGAAUUUAUUCAACAAUAGGUUAUUUGCAUGAUGCUAUCAUUACCUACCACUACCAAAAUCAUUUAGUAUUCCUCAUGACAAUUGAUGCUAAAGAACUGAAUAAAAAAGUGUGCACGGGGUUCUGGUAGUGGUAGUAUUAAUGAUGCUAUAGUGUAAUUUGCCUAUUUAGACUGAAAUAGUGAACUUUUAUGACCAUCACAUGGCACAUUCUAGGCCAAUGAGAAGAGAGAGAAAUUGGACUUUGACACAUAUAACAAUUUCUUUUGUUUUUCAUCACGACCUCAAAAAACRUUUUUAAAAGGUCAAGUAAAAUCACUCUAGUCCAGAUAUUUCUUCAAAAGAAGGAUAAUUUAGCAAAAUGUUUUCCAUGAUUUCUAGAACUUCUGGCAUCUCUGAUUAACCACUGGACAAUAGAGCCCUUUCAAAACUAUUGGAUAUAAGGUGAAUAGGAAGAUCCAAAAGAAAUACCCAUUUUCUCAAUAGUAUUUGUAGCUUUUCUUUCAUAUAGGGGUCCUGUUAACCUYGCAUCCAAGAAAGUUUUGAAAGAAGUCCAUAAAUGUUAAAUAUAUUUCCAUUCAAAGCCAUCUUUAUUAAUAAUCGCGAAUUCUUUUUAUUGUUAAAGUCUCCAAUUGGUAGAAAUCUUUAUCUGUUUUUUACAAUAGUAUUGUGCAAAAAUAGAAUUUUUCAGUGAAGAAACCUAUUUUUGUAUCUAUUUUGUAACGAAAUAUUUUUGUCCUAAACGUUUGUUAAACUUGUACAUAUUGUUAUAUAUUGGAUUUUUUAAUUUUUUWAAAUUGUUUUGUGUUGAUUUUGUGAUGUUUUUAAAUAAUAGAAAAAAACUACUAUAAAAUAUUGUAAAUUUUCACUGUGAAGUUCACAUAAAAUUGACAUCCUGAUUUUA
Molecule: messenger RNA, 3713 nt
Organism: Actinia tenebrosa (Australian red waratah sea anemone)
Lineage: Eukaryota; Metazoa; Cnidaria; Anthozoa; Actiniaria; Actiniidae
Product: carboxy-terminal domain RNA polymerase II polypeptide A small phosphatase 1
Molecular function (GO): RNA polymerase II CTD heptapeptide repeat phosphatase activity
Source: RefSeq, a predicted model, not a curated record